Messenger RNA from Mesoplodon densirostris (Blainville's beaked whale), 906 nucleotides. It is a transcript of the gene GSX2, whose product is annotated as GS homeobox 2. The coding region runs from base 1 to 906 and encodes 301 amino acids. Gene Ontology annotation, cellular component: nucleus. Gene Ontology annotation, biological process: regulation of DNA-templated transcription. Gene Ontology annotation, molecular function: sequence-specific double-stranded DNA binding; DNA-binding transcription factor activity, RNA polymerase II-specific. The transcript has 2 exons. NCBI's taxonomy places the organism in Eukaryota, Metazoa, Chordata, Mammalia, Artiodactyla, Ziphiidae. The record is from RefSeq and is a predicted model, not a curated record.
AUGUCGCGCUCCUUCUAUGUCGACUCGCUCAUCAUCAAGGACUCCUCACGGCCCGCGCCCUCGCUUCCUGAGCCGCACCCCGGGCCAGAUUUCUUCAUCCCGCUGGGCAUGCCAUCCCCGUUGGUGAUGUCCGUGUCCGGGACGGGCUGCCCGUCCCGCAAGAGCGGCGCGUUCUGCGUUUGCCCGCUCUGCGUCACUUCGCACCUGCACUCCCCUCGGGGGCCCGCGAGCUCCAGCGGCGGGAGCGCAGGGACCGGGAGUGCCGGGGCCGGGGGUGGCGGGGCGGCGGCAGCCGCCGGGGCGUUGCCCCUGCUCAAGAGUCAGUUCUCUUCGGGUCCUGGGGACGCACAAUUUUGCCCGCGUGUGAGCCACGCGCACCAUCACCACCACCCUCCGCAGCACCACCAUCACCACCACCAGCCCCAGCAGCCCGGCUCGGCUGCAGCGGCGGCGGCUGCGGCGGCGGCCGCGGCGGCGUUGGGGCACCCGCAGCACCACGCACCUGUCUGCACCGCCACCACCUACAAUGUGGCGGACCCGCGGAGAUUCCACUGCCUCACCAUGGGGGGUUCGGACGCCAGCCAGGUACCCAAUGGCAAGAGGAUGAGGACGGCGUUCACUAGCACGCAGCUCCUGGAGCUGGAGCGGGAAUUCUCUUCCAAUAUGUACUUGUCUCGACUCCGGAGGAUCGAGAUCGCCACGUACCUGAACCUGUCAGAGAAGCAGGUGAAAAUCUGGUUUCAGAACCGCAGGGUGAAGCAUAAGAAGGAAGGCAAGGGCACACAGAGGAACAGUCACACGGGCUGCAAGUGCGUUGGCAGCCAGGCGCACUACGUGCGCUCAGAGGACGAGGACUCCUUGUCGCCGGUCUCGGCCAACGAUGACAAGGAGAUUUCCCCAUUAUGA